AUGCUGAACAGAACAGUGGGACGAGUACUAAAUAUUCCAGGCGGACGACACAACAAUCGCAAACUUCUCUGUUUGACUGUAUCGACGUUCAUUGUUGUGUUUGUUAUCUACACAAUUAUACGGCGCAUACCGGGUUGA
Mesocestoides corti is the source of this 138-nucleotide messenger RNA. The record is from the annotation of a GenBank genome assembly. Lineage: Eukaryota; Metazoa; Platyhelminthes; Cestoda; Cyclophyllidea; Mesocestoididae.